Messenger RNA from Eruca vesicaria subsp. sativa (arugula), 3371 nucleotides. The record is from the annotation of a GenBank genome assembly. NCBI's taxonomy places the organism in Eukaryota, Viridiplantae, Streptophyta, Magnoliopsida, Brassicales, Brassicaceae.
GAGACUCCAUUACCGCCGAUUUUAUCGAUUACUCGAUCAUACAUAAUCUCCUUCUCCUUCCUAUUCCAAGCAUCGAUCCAAUACCACCACAUCUUCCUUCAAUCCCGCCAUUUCCUAAUCCCCCGGCUUAGAAAUGAAACCUUAGUUUUCAGCUGAUAUUACAUAGAAGUGUGAUUCAACUAUGAGCACUCAGAAGCAGGUAGUGACAGUUCGCGACCUGGUAGAGGAAGCUAAGAAACGAAUCGUUAUACUAGUGAUAUGCGUCGUCGGACUCUCAUACCUCCUCUCCCUGACGAGUUCAUCGGUUUGGAUCAACCUCCCUGCAUCUGCGUGCUUGAUCAUCCUCCUUCGUUACUUCGCAUUCGAUAUCGAAUUAAAAAGAAAAGCUGCAGUUUACAACAGCAAACCUUCUUCACUGAAUGCACCGUCUCUAAAUAAGCCUCCAGAGCUUCCUAAAGCAGCUCCACGGUCUGAUUGGAGAAGUAAAGUGAACUCACAGGUCGUUGAGGACGCGAUGGAUCGCUUCACACGUCACCUGGUUUCUGAAUGGGUGCUUGAUCUUUGGUACUCCCGCAUAACACCGGAUAAGCAAGGUCCUGAGGAGCUUGUUUUUAUUAUUAACGAUGUUCUUGGAGAACUUUCACGGCGGUUUAGGAACGUUAAUCUGAUUGAUCUCUUGACAAGGGAUCUGAUUGAUAUUAUAUGUCGUCAUGUGGAGCUUUUCCGUGAAUGUCAAGCAAAGAUUGAGAGAAAACAAAGGAGAAGACUUAGUUUCGAAGACCGAGACUCAGAACUAAGACGUGUGAUGGCCACUAAUGAUAAAUUGCACCCUGCGUUAUUCUCUCCUGAAUCUGAGCAUAAGGUUUUGCAGCAUAUAAUGGACAGACUCAUUUCACUAACGUUUAGCCCAGAGGAUAUGCAAUGUGCCUUUUUCCAUUAUACCGUGAGGGAGCUUCUUGCUUGCUGUGUGAUGCGACCAGUCAUUAAUUUAGCUAAUCCUCGGUUCAUUAAUGAGAGGAUUGAAGCUGUUAUGAUAUCAAGGAUAAAGACUAAUGACGGAUCUAGUGCUGCAAAGGAGACUUCUCAAUCUGAAGAUUUCUCGGAAGUUUCUCAUGAUCAUUUUUCUGGAUAUCUGGACCCCUCUGUCGCAGGUGUUGAGCUUGUGCAACUGAAAAAGGAACAGCAAAAAAAGGAAAAUGCUUCAGAUAAACAUCAUAUAGCAGAUUUGGCCAAAGAUCCGUUGCUUUCAAUGGAAACUCGAUCUUCCCGAUCGUGGGACUCCCUCCCCUUUGAUGAUAGUAAAGAUCUUCAAGGGCAUCGAGGAGGAGAGGGAUGGGGUGACGUAUUAGAGAAGAUGUCACAGAGGAAAACUGAGACCCUUUCUCCCGAGCAUCUUGAAAGCGUGUGGGCAAAGGGAAGAAAUUAUAAAAAGAAGGAAGGUGAGAAAGUUGUUGAGCGGGUGCCCCCGAGAUUGUCUAUCAAGGAAUCGUGCAGCGAUGGUGAUAAUGCACGGCCUAAAAACUUCAACGAAAAUACUGUGAAUGCAAGAGGAUCCAAUCAGCAUAAGGUAGUAAAUAUAGACAGUCACGUAUCAAGUUAUUCCUCUGCUGAAGAGGACGAGGACGAGGAGUCAAAGAGUAGUCAUUCUUCUACAUCCGAGGAUGAGGAAACGGUAACAGGUCUAAACAGUCCUGGGACUCGAGUCUGGGAUGGUCGAACGAACAAAAAUCCUAGUGUUUCACCGAUACACCAUCCACUUGAAAAUUCUGGUCGUCGUUUCAAACAGACCAGUAAAGGGCAUGAACGUUAUGAGAAAGCAUCUAGGCAUCAAUCUAGCAGGAAGAGAUCCAAACGUUCUGGACACAUUCUAGGCGAUGAUGAUAGCGAUGAUUCUGAAAUUGAUUCUUUGGCUAGAACAUACAGUGGAAUCUCUGCAACCUCGUCUGCAUCGUACACUUCGGUGUCGGAAAGUGACCUUCGCAGUGCCCCUAGAAGUUCUUUGUUGGUUGAUUCCUUCGCCAAAUUGAAAUGUGAGGUUUUGGGUGCCAAUAUUGUGAAGAGUAGUUCUAAGAUAUUUGCUGUGUACUCAAUUUCUGUCACAGAUGAAAGUAAUCAUAGCUGGUCUAUCAAAAGAAGAUUUCGACAUUUUGAAGAACUUCACCAGCGGCUUAAAGUGUUUCCCGAGUACAAUCUUUAUUUACCGCCGAAGCAUUUCCUAUCAACAGGCGUGGACAUACCUGUUAUGAACGAGAGAUGUGUACUACUUGAUGACUACCUCAAGAAGCUUUUGCAGCUACCAAGAAUUUCAGGAUCAAUUGAAAUGUGGGACUUCCUUAGUGUGGAUUCCCAGACUUAUGCGUUCUCAAGUUCUUUCUCUAUCAUUGAGACGCUGACGGUUAAGCCUGCCCGUAAGUCAUCUACAGUUUCUACAUAUAUGGCCAAUAUGACGGAGGCGACACCAGGCCCUCUUCCUUCGAGAGAAAACCUGAGUUCAGAUAUUGGAAAAUCGGGUCAGCAUGUGAGGAAUAACGUUACGGUGGGUGAUGUGAAGUCAAAAGUGAAAGCUCCUGGAAAUGAUCAUACAAAGACGUCUGAUUCAGAUGUGAGGAACAACAAAGAAAAUGGCGGGCUGAAAAAGGGUACUCAAGCUGAUACUAUGGCCUUCGCCGGCUUGCCCACAGAGUGGGUUCCUCCAAAGCUAACCUUACCCCUACUAGACUUGGUAGAUGUUGUCUUACAGCUCCAGGAGGGUGGGUGGAUCAGGCGGAAAGCUUUUUGGGUUGCCAAACAGAUACUUCAGCUUGGGAUGGGCGAUGCAUUAGACGAUUGGGUACUUGACAAGAUUCGUCUUCUGAGGCGGGGAACUGUAGUUGCUUCUGGAAUUCAAAGAGUUGAACAGAUACUAUGGCCGGAUGGGAUAUUUAUGACAAAACAUCCAAAAAGGCAGCAACAAUCCAGUACCUCUGACGAGGAGCAGCAACAAGAAGCAGAGAGACGAGCCAAGUUUGUUUAUGAAUUGAUGAUCGAAAAAGCUCCAGCAACUAUAGUGAGCCUUGUGGGUCAAAGCGAGUACAAACAAUGUGCGGAAGACCUCUACUUCUUCCUUCAGUCAUCAGUGUGUCUAAAGCAAUUGGCAUAUGACCUUCUGGAGCUGUUGCUACUCUCCGCGUUUCCGGAAAUGGAGAAGGCUUUCAAACAGUUGCAUGACGAAAAACACCUCUUUGGUCAAUAUACAUCACCACCAAACUGAUACAUAAAUUGUGCUUUUGUAACAACUCUGCAUAUUACAUGGAGUUUUGCUAGAUUUGUGUAAACAGUAACAGAGCAGGCAGGCAUUUCAAAGAAUUAAUCAUAUACCAUCAAAAAAAGUC